UCCAUCACCUCCACACCUGAGCAGGACAGUUCUUUUCAGUUCAAUUGCGAUGCCACACGGGGUCGCUAGUGCCUUCCAAGUGGCUCAAUCACGCAAUCAGAUGGACGGAUGGAUGUCCUAACAACUAUAUAAACAACUUUUAAAGUUAUUCUGUAAAGAGUGAUAGAGUCGAUAGUAAACUAUGACAUUCAGUAAAGAUGUGAAUGUAUUACUUUGGUAAAAAGACGCUCUGACAAUCCUAUCUGGAGAUAUAGGCUACAGUAUUUAGAAGUAUAUGUUUCGAGUUGAGUGUGAAUUCAACUCAUAAGUUGUUUGAUCAAAUGUUUAUGUUGUCCGUCUCACCACCUAUGUAUGUGUUGCUGGAGCGUCACACGCCUCCCGAUGUGUGCCAGUGCCAGUUAUUGUCACAGCUGUAGGCUUUCUUCUCUCUCUCGACGCGCAUUGGACGGGCUGACAAUGCGUAAGCUUCACUGAAACUGUAGCCUGUGGUCUACCUACAUAAACAUGGAAAGAUAAAGGGCUGAAAUCGGACUUUCGCAGAGUAUUUGAACCACCUGGUACCAAAGCCUAAUUGGAGGUGGCAGCUGAACAUUUGGCUCCGGAGGCAGAGCACUGCGCGUUCCUCGGCUGCCGGGUGUUGCUGGAGUUGCGCUCAUCAGGACUUCACAAAACGUCAAGGUUGCCUGGGUGUGGAUUUAUGCUGACCUAUAUUGCGACUUGAACUUCUCUACUUUCACGUCUUUUCCAUACACGAUGCCGGGCGGGAACUGCUCAUUCGUCCCGAAGUGCAGGACUUUACGCACUACACAGCAGCCAACUUCAGGAGCUUGGUGAUGCGAAGGAUACAGAGUUGACAAACUGAUCUGAGGAGGAGGGAUUAAAUACGCUUUUAAUUUGGCUGUUAUUUGGAUAAAUUGCUUUUGGAAUUCGUUCAUGAGCUUAGUGAAAAUGUAUCACGACAAAAAAAUCACCGAGAUCUUAAACAUUUUACCAGGCGCCUGAAUCGUUUUCGCUUCCAAAAAUGCUGGAAAGAGUGAUAAAGCUGCGCGCAAGUUCCUUCUCUUCAAUUCCUGAAUUUUCCAGACAAAACACCGACAAGCAAGUAGAUGGGACACUAGUUAAAAGGCUUGCAAAACAUUUUUCACACACACUAUGAUUUUUUUUUAGCGUUUGUAUAUAACUGGAUGGGGCUGACAUUUUACCAGAAAAGAUGCUUUUCCCGUUUGUGUGUGUGUUUUUUUUUUUUUUUUUUUGUACUAAAGAUGCAUCAAGUAGGAUUUUUUCUUUGAUUUAAGCCAUUUCGGCUUCCAUACAAUUUUUUGGGAGAUUCUUGUUUUCCUGACGGCUCAAAGAAACAUGUUGCAUAUCCUUGCGCUUCAGUCGGUGGUGUUACUUUUGGGAGUAGCCAACUGUCGAGUCUUAGAGGGAUUACCGAGAUAUUCCUCCAUCCCCACAUACCUGCCUGUCAACUACCAGGUGCUCAACGCUGACUUGUCGUUCUUCCUGAAGGAAACCAACCAGGACUUCAUGAGGAACUCUAGCCUAUUGUCGCGGACUGAGCCCUUCUUCAUCUACCAGGCCAGAAGUUUGCCCUCACUGAACGCUAGCUAUGGGCCUCUGUCUGUGGAGCAGCCUGUCCCUUUGGAGCUCCUACAGAGCCCAGGCACCUUUCCUGCUUCCUCUGUUUUUACCUUCAACUGGAAGGUGCAGACCUUUAUCAUGAAUAACAGGAUUCACCUGGCUAAGCCAAAAGUCCAGGUUCUGUUCUAUGUUGCAGGCAGAGACUGGGACGAUUACAGUGCCAUCGACAAGCUGCCCUGCGUGCACAUGUUUGCUUUCCAUGAGACCCAGGAGGUGCGUGGCACUUGCCAGCUGAAGGGGGAGCUGGGGCUGUGUGUGGCUGAGCUGGAGCCGUUGGCUAGCUGGUUCAGCCCACCCAGCGUAGUGCCAGGACGCCAGAGGAACCUCGAAGUGUCUGAGGGCACCCCAGUGGAGCUCUACUAUAUGCUACAGUCCAUGGAAGCAGGGGAGUGCCAUUCAGAGGAGGCCAGGAAGGAAAGCUUCAUCCGCUCAAGCCAGGAAGGGCUGUUUGGGUCCUAUACCUCCACACCUCUGAAGAGGAUCGGCGGUGUGAGGCUCUACCAGAACCCCACUCCUCCCCCCCUCGCUGAACACAGGCUGGAUAAUAACUUUAUGGUCAUGGUGCCAGCCACACCCAUGAGACAGAGGGAAACCGUCUCUGCUUUUAUCACAGUGUCAGCCUACUCUCCUGUGGAGAUGUUUACUCUCAGAGUGAAGUUGAAAGAGGGAGUGACGUUUCUUGGGGCUCGUCCCAGCAACCCCACUCAAUGGAUAGUCAGCCAAGAUGUUAGGAGCGAAGGCCACCGCGUGGUGACUCUCCACUGCCGCCGGAAGGAGUCCAGCUAUGAUCAGCAAAGGUCUGAGAUGGGAGUUCAGAGGGUGCUCCAGGUGGAUCUGAAAAUGGAAAGCUUCCCAGAGCCACUGGGCAGCCGCUGGAUGGCCUGGCAGGUGGAAUACCCGGAGAGUCGUGCCGCCACACAAGAGGCUGAGACGGAGAUCCGACUGGCGCAAGAGGACCUAGUGGGCAUCGUGCCCCUGGCUAUGGAUUCUGAGAUUUUGAACACCGCUGUGCUGACUGGGAAAACAGUGGCUGUCCCAGUAAAGGUGGUAACCAUUGGAAUAGAUGCCUCUGUUACAGAUGUCUCUGAAGCAGUCAAGUGUCGCUCCACAGACGAAGACGUGGUUAAGGUGUCAGACCGGUGCGACUACGUUUUUGUGAACGGCAAGGAGAUGAAGGGCAAGGUGAAGAUGACGGUGAACUUCACCUACGGAUACCUGAGUGCUCAGCUGGAGCUCAACGUGUGGAUCCCUCGACUCCCCCUGCAGAUUGAGGUGUCAGACACAGAGCUGAGCCAGAUCAAAGGGUGGAGGGUGCCCAUCAUAGCAAGCAGUCAGAGGUCCACACGGGACAGCGAGGACGAGGAUGACGAAGACAGACGUGGACGAAGCUGCACUCUGCAGUACCAGCACGCCAUGGUCAGAGUCCUGACCCAUUUUGUAGCCGAGUCACCUGAUCCUCGAGGCCAGACGAGCUUCAUGUUGGGCACUGAUUGGCAGGUGGACAUCACAGAGCUGGUGUGGGAUUUCUUGAAGGUAGAAGACCCACAGAUUGCACAGCUGCUGGACAGAAAGAUACUGGUGGGACUUGACAUGGGAAUGACCACUAUCCAGGUGUUGUCUCCUUUGUCAGACUCAAUCCUGGCAGAGAAGACUAUCACAGUGGUGGAUGACAAAGUGACCAUCACAGAGUUGGGGGUCCAGCUGGUCACGGGCCUCUCCAUGAGUCUCCAGCUCAGUCCAGGAAGCAACAGAGCCAUUCUGGCUACCACGACCACACAGGAGGUUCUGCAGAGCCCAAAACAGGAGGCUUUGAUCAGCGCCUGGCUACAGUUCAGCGACGGCUCUGUAGCUCCUCUAGACCUGUACAAUCCCGACUUUUUUGUCCUGACAGCCACCUCCCUGGACGAGGAUAUAGUGACAGUGCAGCAGGACCCCUCGUGGAAAUGGCCUGUCAUUGUGACGGAGGCGGAGGGCCAAGGCUUGCUGGUCAGAGUGGAGAUGACUGUUUGCGAGAUCUGCCAGAAGUUCAAGCGCCGCAGCAUCCUGGCAGCAGGGAACUGUAACAUCAGGGUGAAGUUUGGUUAUAGUGACAGCUCAAGGGGAGGGAGCAGCGAUUACGGUCCCGAUGGAGAGGAUGUGGAGAACAGGGGUAGGCUAUCCCCCUCCCAGGACAGGACCAACCUUGACACCCACUACUAUGGCAGCUCCAUCUCCGACAUGGAGGACGGGGUGUUGAGGAGGGCCACCACCACUAGAAGUGCAAUAAUGCGCAGACCCAAUGGGGAUAAACUUUCAGACGAUGGUAGCCAGAACAUACCAAUCGACUUUGCCGACUUUCCUGCCCAAGUGGACCUUCCCCGUGGCCGCAACAUGGACGAUGACCUCAUUCAGACUGCUCGUGGACUCACAGACCUGGAGAUCGGCAUGUACGCCCUGCUGGGGGUCUUCUGCCUCGCUAUCCUGGUGUUCCUCAUAAACUGCAUUUCCUAUACCCUCAAAUACCGCCACAAGGAGUUCUCCAUUGAGGGCCAAGAGAACAUGAACCAUGCCCACGACUGGGUGUGGCUGGGGAAUGAGGCAGAGCUGCUAGAGAGCCAAAUCAGCUUGUCACCCCAGCAGGAGGAACAAACCUCCAUGAUGGACUCGAGCAGCGGGCUCGAGGAAGGCAGCCACUUGCUGAACGGAGGCUCGGCCCAGAAGAACGUGCAAGGCCAAGUGCACCGGGCAGCGGACACAAGCUGCAUAACCAAGGAAAGCAAAGGAGACUCACCCACCACCAAGAGGAAGCGAGUCAAGUUCACCACAUUCACCACCAUCCCCUCAGACAAUAGCUACCCCACUGUGAACACACUGACUGGAAGCCACAGCCAGGACAUUAAGUGGGUGUGCCAAGACGUAGAGAUGGGAGACUCCAAGGAGUUGCGCAAUUACAUGGAAAGAUUAAAUGACAGUGCUUUAAAAGAGGUGGCAUAAUAUACUGUGUGCACUUGUAACAAACUCACCCUUAUGCCUUUCAGAGGAAAGUGGGUCUGGAUAUAAACUUGACCCUAGGUCGGUGAAA
This is a messenger RNA of Thunnus maccoyii (southern bluefin tuna), 4702 nucleotides long. RefSeq names its product transmembrane protein 132C. The transcript is spliced from 9 exons. The record is from RefSeq and is a predicted model, not a curated record. NCBI's taxonomy places the organism in Eukaryota, Metazoa, Chordata, Actinopteri, Scombriformes, Scombridae. The coding region runs from base 1357 to 4614 and encodes 1085 amino acids.